UAGCAAUUUUCCUGGCCUUUAUCCUGUGAAAACAGAAGUCUAAAGACCUGCUUGGUUGCAUGCGUAACAAGCUAUGAAUUCUGUAUCUCCGAGUGUGGUACUAAACGAUGGUCACAUCAUCCCUGUACUGGGCUUUGGAACCACUGUGCCCGAUAAGGUUCCUAAGGAUGAACUUAUCAAGGCUACUAAAAUAGCUAUAGAUACUGGAUUCCGCCAUUUUGACUCUGCUUAUUUAUACCAAAUAGAAGAAGAAGUAGGCCAGGCCAUUAGAAGCAAGAUUGAAGAUGGCACUGUGAAGAGAGAAGAUAUAUUCUAUACUUCAAAGCUUUGGAGCACUUUCCAUCGACCAGAAUUGGUCCGAUCUUGCUUGGAAAAGACACUGAAGAAUGCACAACUGGACUAUGUUGAUCUUUACAUUAUUCAUUUCCCAAUGGCUUUGCAGCCUGGAGAUGAAAUAUUUCCACGAGAUGAACAUGGAAAACUGUUGGCUGAAGCAGUGGAUCUCUGUGACACAUGGGAGGCCAUGGAAAAGUGUAAAGAUGCCGGACUGGCCAAGUCCAUCGGAGUGUCGAACUUUAACUGCAGGCAGCUGGAGAUGAUUCUGAACAAGCCGGGGCUCAAGUACAAGCCUGUGUGCAACCAGGUAGAAUGCCAUCUUUAUUUAAACCAGAGCAAAAUGCUGGACUAUUGUAAGUCAAAAGACAUCAUUCUGGUUUCCUACUGCACAUUGGGAAGUUCACGAGAUAAAAUCUGGGUGGACCAGAAAAGUCCAGUUCUCUUAGAUGAUCCAGUUCUUUGUGCCAUGGCAAAUAAGUACAAGCAAACACCAGCACUGAUUGCCAUUCGUUACCAGUUACAGCGUGGGAUUGUGGUCCUGAUCAGGAGUUUCAAUGAGAAGCGGAUCAAAGAGUUCAUGCAGGUUUUUGAAUUCCAGUUGGCUUCAGAGGACAUGAAAGUCCUGGAUGGCUUGCACAGAAAUUUAAGAUACAAUACUGCAAGUUAUUUUGAUGAUCAUCCCAAUCAUCCGUUUACUGAUGAAUAUUAACAUGGUGGCCUUUGCCAGAAUUUCUAUCAGAAGAUCUGCUUAUGCAUCAUGAUAUGAGAGCUAUCUUGGAUACUGGUGACUGAACACAUCCCUUCUCAUCAGAUCACUGUAUCUAUUAAUUCACAGUCAGCUGGAGCAAAGUCCAAAGAGCUAUGAGGGAAGCCAUAUUCUUGUCAUACUCUGAAAUGGAACAUCAAGUUGCUUUUCCUAUUCUUGUGUUUUUAAAGAUUCAUUUAUUUUAUUUUACAUAUAUAAAUGUACAUGUAUGUAUAUCUCAUGAAUGUCUGUGUCUAUGAAGGGAAGAAGAGUGUUAUAGGUCACUUGGAACUGGAACUACAGAUGAUUGUGAAUCAUCAUGUGGGUGCUGGGAGCCAAACCUAAGUCUUCUGUUAGAGCAGCAAGUGCCUUUAAAUGCUGAGCCAUCUCAUUAGGUCCCAAUCUAAAGAUUCUUGCCUGCUACUAUUUCUAGAACCUCAAUGUUUUGUUUUCUUCUGAUUUCUGAUACCAACCUGAUUUGCUAGAAGUUUUGGGCAUGAAGUCAGUGUUGAAGGCAAUCAUGGCAAAGGCAUCGCUGGGUGGGAAUUAAGGAUUUUUUUCAACAUUCAGGGAAUUAAUUGUUAGUAGUUAUUGAUAAGUAAAUAUUCCUUAUGUCCUUUGAGGAAGAAGAAAAUACUCCAUAACUCUUUGCUUUUUCUUAUUUUGGAGGUAAGGCACAUGUGGGGAGUGACCAAGAGACCCAGGGUUCUCUCCAGCAACCCAAGAACCAGAGCUCCAAGAGCCUGGGGAGUAUGUUCUCCUUGUGGGAAAUUUGGGAGGUUGGUAAGAAGAGAACUAAUCUAAAAGCAUCAUCAUGGCUCAGAUGUAGGCAAGUUGAGAAGAAGGCUGAAUAUGUCUCUGCUUGGGAAGUAUAUUAUCUUUUUUGGUAAUUACACAUGACAAGUAAAAGGAAAAUCUACAUAUUUUAUCCAAGACAGACAGACUGCUAGUCUGGAUAUUUAUAUUUUCAAGGGAUUCAGAAGUUGCAUUCUUCAGCUAUGUUAGGAAAAACCAAUUCACAUGAGCAUAAACUCCAUAUUCAUCAAGUUUUCUCCGAUUUAAAAAUCGGUUUUCUGAAACACGAUCUUCUAGGUUUAUAGAUCUUUUAUGUUUAUAGGUAAAUGAGUCAGACUUACAAAAGAUCUCAAAGUUACAAAAUUGUAUAGUCGAAUUAAGAUUAAAAGAAUAUAUUUGAUGAGACAAGUUAUUUAAAUUUUCAAAAAUUAUAUGAAAUACUGUAUUUGAAUCAACAGUGUUUUAAAAGUUGUUAACAUUUAAUGAUCUUUUUUUGCACAAAGAAUAUCCUCAGAGAAAUCAGAGAGAAAAGAUAGUAUGUUUAUAGAAGAUUCAGAAUAAUGUGGAGGUAAAUAUUAUUUAGAAUACAGUUGGAUUUAUAUAUUUCAUUAAUAAAUGUCUCAAAUUAGAA
Molecule: messenger RNA, 2507 nt
Organism: Mus caroli (Ryukyu mouse)
Lineage: Eukaryota; Metazoa; Chordata; Mammalia; Rodentia; Muridae
Product: 3-alpha-hydroxysteroid dehydrogenase
Molecular function (GO): oxidoreductase activity
Source: RefSeq, a predicted model, not a curated record